This is a messenger RNA of Esox lucius (northern pike), 2814 nucleotides long. RefSeq names its product lipolysis stimulated lipoprotein receptor (gene lsr). Lineage: Eukaryota; Metazoa; Chordata; Actinopteri; Esociformes; Esocidae. The record is from RefSeq and is a predicted model, not a curated record. The coding region runs from base 194 to 2095 and encodes 633 amino acids. Gene Ontology annotation, cellular component: plasma membrane; tricellular tight junction. The transcript is spliced from 11 exons. Gene Ontology annotation, biological process: tricellular tight junction assembly; establishment of blood-brain barrier.
UCGAGUGCCAUCGCUGACUUACACCGUCAGACAAAAUGGAGGAAUUACCUAGUUGAAGAAACCGAAAAGGCUACAAUACAAUUCACGUUUUCCAAUGUCUUAGUUGUGUUUAAAAUUAUAUAUUUUAAAUAGUUUAAGGAUUUAAAAUUUGUGAAAACGGUUUCCGCUAAAUACUUUCAAGAAGGGAUAGAAAAUGUUCCUAACUUUCGUCGUGAUCGUCCUAAUGGCAACAGGCUCCACCAUGGCCAUCUCAGUCCAGUGUCCUGUCAAGAGGUAUGUGGUCAUCCUGUUCCAGCCGGUCACGCUCAGCUGCAACUUCCAGACGUCGUCCACGCAGCCGCCCGUCAUCACCUGGAGGUACAAGUCCUACUGCCAGGACCCCAUCGCCGCGGCCCUGAACCCCAGCAGCGCUACCAGCGCCUUGUCCCAGAACAACCCCAACUACAACCCCAACAUCGAGUGCUCCGACAACCAGCGGACGAUACGCAUUGUCGCUUCGAAGCAGGGAAGUGCCGUCACCCUUGGCGAAGAAUACCAGGGGCGCAAAGUCAGCAUCAUUAAUAAUGCUGACCUGAACAUUGCCCAGACGGCGUGGGGAGACAGUGGCGUGUAUGUCUGCUCGGUUGUGUCCGCUACAGAUCUGACGGGGAACAGCGAGGACUACACUGAGCUCAUAGUGUUGGAGAGAAAGUCAAAUACCACUGACCUCCUGCCUGAGAUUGACUUACUGGUUAUGGAAGACUGGUUGUUGGUGGUGCUGGUGGUGUUGGGUUUCCUGCUGCUGCUGAUCCUCAUUGGUGUCUGCUGGUGCCAGUGUUGCCCUCACACCUGCUGCUGCUACAUCAGAUGCCCCUGCUGCCCAGAGAAAUGCUGUUGUCCCCGGGCGUUGUACGAAGCGGGCAAGGCGGUGAAGUCGGGCAUCCCCAGCCAGUAUGCGCCCACGGUCUACGCCCCCAGCAUGUACGCCCAUCCUGCGUACGGAGGAGUGAUGCAGCAGCAGCCCGGCAUGCCCAUGCUGCCCUAUCCCCAGGGGGCCGGCGGACCUCAGCAGUACCCCAACGGCUACGGCCGGGAGUACGACGGAGCCAGCUCAGUUGGCCACGGUUCCCAGGUGCCUUUGCUGCAUGACCAGGAGAGCAACACCGGAGACCACACCCGGAGCGGCUACCGUAUCCAGGUUGACCCGGAUGGUAACGCCACGCGGGCCAUCUACUACUUGGAGCGGGAGCUGGCCAACCUGGACCCGACACGACCUGCUGACGUGGCUGGGAAGUACAACCGCUUGGAUGGGGGGAUGAGCGAGGUGAGCUCCCUACACGAUGACCCCCGGGGCCGCGGUGUCGGCCGUGCUCAGGCCCCGGCCCUCGCCACCUUGUACGACCAGGACGAGGCCAUGAGCACCAUCAGCAGCGUGUCGACGCACGGCCAGCGGGGGCGGGACGACUACCCGCGGCGAGGAGGCGACAUGGGGGCCCGGGGACGCGCCCGCUCCAUGGACAACCUGGACGACAUCUCCCACCGAGACCGUUACCCCAGGGACCCCAGGGACCCCCGUGACGACUACCCUCCCCGCCGCGAUGAAAGAGGAGGCAGGGGAAGACGAGGCUCUGAUGACUUGAGCAGCCGCGGCGGGUACGACCGUGACUUUGAUGACCGGCGCCGCCGUGACCCCUCCCCCGAUGACCCGCGCCGCGGGGGCAGCCCAGUUAGUGCGCUCCAGGGCCGUCGCAGCCGUAGCCGCGACGAUUUGAUAGCCCUUGAGCGCGACCGGGAGCGUGGCAGUGGGCGGGAUGCCUACGACGACAGCUUCCUGCGCGAGGCCAUGGAGAAGAAGCGCCUUGGCGAACAGCAGAGAGCGAGGAGCCGCGAGCGUCUGGAUAGCGACAGUGAGCGCUCAGAACGAAGCCGAGGCCCCCGUGGACCCCCACCGCUCCCCGUGUCCCCGCCUUCAGCCUACCCCGACCGCCGCUACGACGAUGUCCACCAACCCCCUCCCCCGCCUCCCUACAUUAGCGAAGACGACAGCGUGUCGUCCUCCAAGAAAAGCAACCUGCGCAAGAAUGGAGCCGUGAGUCGGGAGAGUCUGGUGGUGUGAGUCGUUCAAGACUCCAGUGUCCGGAAACACAAUAAGCAGUACUUUAUGUAAAUACCACUGAUAUUGCCAGCUACAGUGAUUUAAUAUUCAAUGCAUUCACUCAGAUGUCGAAGCUUGACACUGAAUAGUUAUGUACAAAGAAAUGUAUCGGGGUAACGGAUAUUACUCUGAAUUUUGCAGUUGCCUUUGUCUUAUUGCUGUUUUAGUUUUAUUACCAGUGAGAUAAUGCUUUGUGUGAUUGAACAUGCAAAGACCUAACCAAGAACUAACUACUCGAGAAUAGCAGUUGCUGAAGUCAAUAAAAAUGUUUUUCAAUCACUCACUUUUUAGCUGUUAAUUUCCACCCUUGUCAUCCUACAGUCAAAGUGUGAGUGACUGUAGCGUAAGCUCAAGGUUUAAGAUUCUGAAUCAAGUAUUACUUUGAACUUUAAUGAUUUGCUGUGAGAUAUCAAUGAUUUCUUUCCAUGCUGUACAUUUUAAAUGUAAGAGAUUUUAUUAGCUGUGAUGUUAGCUAUAUUGUUUAUCAUUGUGUUAAAAGUUUUACAGUGGUUUUAACUGACUGUAUUAUUUGUCACCGUCAGUCAUAGGCUGUGUAUUUUAGCUAUGAAGAUAUUGCCUUACUACAUCGUUGUAUUGUACGCUUGUCGUAACUGCUGUCUCUAACUGUGUUUACUGUGAUGUACAACAACAUUUUACAAUAAAAAUUUUUUUUAAAUGCU